This is a messenger RNA of Carassius carassius (crucian carp), 3016 nucleotides long. RefSeq names its product sodium/potassium/calcium exchanger 2-like. Gene Ontology annotation, cellular component: membrane. NCBI's taxonomy places the organism in Eukaryota, Metazoa, Chordata, Actinopteri, Cypriniformes, Cyprinidae. Bases 331 to 2178 code for a protein of 615 amino acids. The transcript is spliced from 10 exons. The record is from RefSeq and is a predicted model, not a curated record. Gene Ontology annotation, biological process: long-term synaptic depression; long-term synaptic potentiation; calcium ion transmembrane transport. Gene Ontology annotation, molecular function: calcium, potassium:sodium antiporter activity; calcium channel activity.
GGGCAAGGAAGGAGAGAGUGAGACGGGGGAGGGAGGAAAGAUCAGACCUCCCCUUUAACCUGUGUCAGCAGUAGCAGCAUUCUUGAUCCAUGACAGUGAAACAGCAAGUGCUUGGUGUCCAUAAGUCUGUGGAUUCAUCUGGAGGAUUCACCAUCCACAGUAAACUACCAGAUGCAAAGUGAUUAUUAUGAGGAAGCCUUUAGAGACUCUGGACCCUGCGAGGAAUCGGGGAGUACAUUGUUCCUGUCAGGUUUAAGUAGAGUUGGCCUGUAACCAUGCCCGGGGCUCCAUAGAUUUCAGACCACCAGACCCCCAAGCUGCCCAUCAAACAUGGAUCCCAUAUUCCCCAGCAUCAAAUUGGGGUCAGAUUGCACACGUUUGGAGCAGAACAGCAAGCGUCACCGACUGCAGCAUGUCAGGAGGAAACUACGUCCUUCACGGAUUUUUGGUUUUAUCCUGAGCAUCUCUGCCCUCACAUUGUUCAUGUCUUGGAGUGCCUUUACCUUCACUUUGGGCCCAUUCCCAAGAUGGGCGCCACUCACUUCUCUCACCAACCACGAGGGACUUGCAGAACCAGUGCCACACAGAACUGUCCUAUCUUCUCACGAAGAGCACAAUGUUUCAGCAGAUAUGCCCAUCGCUAUGGCCUCGUCAGGAGAGCACAACCAGGGAGAUUAUCCCGAGGAUCUGUUCACACUGGAGGAGAGGAGGCAAGGUGCAGUUGUGCUGCAUAUGUUCGGCAUGAUGUACAUGUUCAUUGCCCUCGCUAUCGUCUGUGAUGAGUUUUUCGUCCCCGCCCUCACCGUGAUCACAGAAAAACUGCAGAUCUCGGAUGAUGUAGCGGGUGCCACCUUCAUGGCCGCUGGAGGCUCUGCCCCCGAGCUCUUCACCUCUGUGAUAGGUGUGUUCAUCUCACACAGCAAUGUGGGCAUCGGGACCAUCGUGGGUUCUGCUGUCUUCAACAUCUUGUUCGUGAUCGGGAUGUGUGCUCUCUUUUCACGUGAGAUUCUCCACCUCACCUGGUGGCCUCUGUUCAGAGACGUCACCUUUUAUAUCAUUGGACUAAUUAUGCUUAUCGUUUUCUUCCUGGAUAACUACAUAACUUAUGUUGAGAGCAUUGGACUGUUACUCUGUUACGCUAGCUAUGUCACGUUCAUGAAGUACAAUGCGACUGUAGAGACUAUAAUCAAGACUAAAUUACUCAGGAAUCAAGUGGACGACAUUGAAGCUCCUCCUAAGGUUAUCAGUGCAGCAGAUGAUGAAAAUAAACUUUCGGCUAAACCCCGCCUCCAGAGAGGAGGAAGCUCCGCCUCCCUCCACAACACCCUCAUGAGAAACAGCAUCUUCCAGCUAAUGAUCCACACACUCGAUCCUCUCAGUGACGGGAAGUUCAAGGAAAAGGCAUCGAUUCUGCACAAGAUCGCAAGAAAAAAGGAACAAGAUGAGGCCAAUGGUGUUGUUGACAAGAAUUUUCCCAACAGUACUAAUGUGGAGGUAGAAGUCACUCCACCCAUGAAUGGCAGUGCUGGAGCUGAGGCUGAGGAGGACGACGAUGAAGACCAGCCUCUGAGCUUGGCUUGGCCGGACACAGCAAGGAAGCGAGCAACAUACGUCCUCAUCUUUCCCAUCGUAUUUCCAUUGUGGCUGUCACUGCCGGAUGUCCGCAGAGAUACAUCAAAAAAGUUCUUUCCGGUUACAUUUUUGGGAUCUAUUAGUUGGAUUGCUGUUUUCUCUUACCUGAUGGUGUGGUGGGCUCAUCAGGUUGGUGAGACUAUUGGAAUCACAGAGGAGAUUAUGGGUUUGACUAUUCUAGCGGCUGGUACCUCCAUUCCUGAUCUCAUCACCAGUGUCAUUGUUGCCCGGAAGGGUCUCGGCGACAUGGCUGUCUCCAGCUCAGUCGGCUCCAACAUAUUUGACAUCACUGUAGGCUUGCCAUUUCCAUGGCUACUCUUUUCGCUCAUGAACGACCUGACUUCAGUGGCCGUGAGCAGCAACGGCCUGUUCUGUGCCAUCGUUCUGCUCUUCCUCAUGCUCCUCUUCGUCAUCAUCUCCAUCGCUGUGUGCAAGUGGAAGAUGAGCAAGCUGCUUGGUUUCCUCAUGUUCCUGCUCUACUUUGUGUUCCUGGUUGUCAGCGUAAUGUUGGAGGACAAGAUCAUUAUCUGCCCAGUCUCCAUUUGAUUUCUUUAUCAUGCACGCCGUUGUUCUUUUUCUGGGAACGGGCUCUUCUUUAUAGCUCCGAAGGCACUCCAGGGCAUCCGAAUGAUAACAUGGGAGCUCGGCCGCAGCUGCGCUGUGGCAUUGCUUCUUUAUAUCCACUGAAGUCUGAGUAGCAGGGCUUUCCAGCAGUAGUUUGUUAUGGGAAAGUAGUGCAUUAUUCUGUAUGCACUCUCCAAAGCAGUACAUGGAGACUUGAUGUACUGUAGAUUUUAGACAUUUUUAAUAUGCUGCAUGAAGAGGCUGGACAUAAAGAGCUAGGAGACACCACGUCCAAUGAAGAUGUGGACAUCUAUGGGGAAUGUCUACAGACUCAGGAAAGGACCUUUGCUGCAAAUAUGCAAUAAUAUAUAAAUCAAGAUCUUGGUACUGUGCUUUAAAGCUCAUGAUAUCAUAAGCCUUGUGUUGCACAACAACUUGAAGAAACAAAGCUCCAUAUUUGUUUUGUCUAGACACUGGUCCUUUCUGGUUGUUACUUGAGCAUUUUCAUUCUGAGUAUAUCAUAUCAUUUAUUGAAUAGACUUGUAGACAUAGUCUUCAGAAGUCUACACUCAAAAAAAAAAAUAAUAAUAAUAAUAAUUAAGGACUAAAUGUAGGAUUUAUGUAUUUGAAUAGCAUAUCAAAUUUUCAUCCAUUUGGAUUACACAGUUUUAUCAUUAAAAAAAAGUUACUUGAAAUAAAUGUUCACUGAAAUUUCAGCUAGUUGCCAAAGCAAAAUGUUUUACUUAAUUUACUAAUUAAAACUAUUAAACUAAAAAACAAUAAUGAAAAAAAUGUACAACAUAAAAACUGAAAAUGGUUC